GCCUUAGCCUGGGAUGGCCGGGCCCUGCCGGGAGGAGGCGCCACUCGCAGCUACAGGUGCCCGCCCUGGGGCAGCACUUGAACUUCACUCCAACUAAGGGAGGAGGGAAGAAGGAGGAAGGGGCCGGGCUGGGUCCCCGCCCCUCGCACCCCGGAUGGAUGUGCCAGGCCCGGUGUCCCGGCGGGCGGCGGCGGCGGCGGCCACCAUGCUCUUGCGCACUGCGCGGGUCCCUCGCGAGUGCUGGUUCUUGCCCACCGCGCUGCUCUGCGCCUACGGCUUCUUCGCUAGCCUCAGGCCCUCCGAGCCCUUCCUGACCCCUUACCUGCUGGGGCCGGACAAGAACCUGACGGACAGGGAGGUCUUCAAUGAAAUUUACCCAGUAUGGACUUACUCUUACCUGGUGCUGCUGUUUCCUGUGUUCCUUGCCACAGACUACCUCCGUUACAAACCUGUUGUUCUGCUGCAGGGACUCAGCCUUAUUGUUACAUGGUUCAUGCUGCUCUACGCCCAGGGACUGCUGGCCAUUCAGUUCUUGGAAUUCUUCUAUGGCAUCGCUACAGCCACAGAAAUUGCCUACUACUCAUAUAUCUACAGCGUGGUUGACCUGAGCAUGUAUCAGAAAGUUACAAGUUAUUGUCGAAGUGCCACAUUGGUGGGCUUCACAGUGGGCUCUGUCCUAGGGCAAAUCCUUGUCUCAGUGGCAGGCUGGUCCCUGUUCAGUCUGAAUGUCAUCUCUCUUACCUGUGUUUCCGUGGCUUUUGCUGUGGCCUGGUUUCUACCUAUGCCACAGAAGAGUCUUUUUUUCCACCAUAUUCCCUCUACUUGCCAGGGAAUGAAUGGCAUCAAGGUACAAAAUGGUGGCAUUGUUACAGACACCUCAACUCCUAAUCACCUUCCUGGGUGGGAAGACAUUGAAUCAAAAAUCCCUCUUAAUAUGGAGGAGCCUUCACUGGAGGAACCAGAACGCAAGCCAGAUCGUCUCCUGGUACUGAAGGUCCUAUGGACUGAUUUCUUGAUGUGCUACUCCUCUCGUCCUCUGCUCUGCUGGUCGGUAUGGUGGGCCCUCUCCACCUGUGGCUACUUUCAAGUGGUUAACUACACACAGGGCCUAUGGGAGAAGGUGAUGCCUUCUCGCCAUGCUGCUAUCUAUAACGGUGGUGUGGAGGCUGUUUCAACCUUACUGGGUGCUGUUGCUGUGUUUGCAGUUGGUUACAUAAAAAUAUCCUGGUCAACAUGGGGAGAAAUGACUUUGUCUCUGUUUUCUCUUCUCAUUGCUGCUGCAGUGUCAAUCAUGGACACUGUGGGUAACAUUUGGGUGUGUUACGCAUCCUAUGUUGUCUUCAGAAUCAUCUACAUGUUACUUAUCACCAUAGCAACUUUUCAGAUUGCUGCCAACCUCAGCAUGGAGCGCUAUGCCCUGGUGUUUGGUGUAAAUACCUUCAUUGCUCUAGCGCUACAGACUCUGCUUACCCUAAUUGUGGUGGAUGCCAGUGGCCUUGGCUUAGAAAUUACCACUCAGUUCUGGAUCUACGCUGGUUAUUUUGCACUCAUCGCUGUGGUUUUCCUUGCUAAUGGUAUAGUCAGUAUUAUGAAGAAAUACAGAAAGCAUGAAGAUCCAGAAUCAAGUUCUCAAGCAACCACUUCAUAAAACAGUGUGCUAAUCUUCUCAAAGCAAGAACUCUGCACAACAACUGUGUCUGGAUAUAUUUAAUUUUGUAAGGUGUAGAUAUAUGUUUGUAACUGUGCAUUCAUUGCUUCAGAACAGCCACAUGACUAUACCUUGCAUUCCUGGAGUAACAUAAUACUGUUCAGAAAAGCCAGAAGUGAAGUUUAUAUAAUGGAUUAUUUAUGUAAGCUAAUUAAAUUGACUUUUUCUGAUUGAAAAGUAAAUUUGAUUUUGAAGCCAAAAAAUCAGGAGCAAUCAAUCAGCACAUGGGUUGUCUACUUCGUAGCAAGUGAGUUUGGUGUUUCAUAGGUCAAAUAUGUGUGUAUCUGUCUAGCAUGAAUCUUUUCCCAGUGGAACCAGGAUUCACAGAGGCCACACGAUGUUACAGGUCAGAAUGGAAAUAUGUUCUGAUAGCAUGUUCCUCUGUUCUACUUAAUUCUUAUUCUUGUUUUGGUGUUAUUCAUGUCCAUUCAUAUUCCUACAGUGACAGUUGUUCCUGUCACUGACAGUAUUUGUGCUGGCUUGCUUUUCUGUCCUAUGAAAAGUAUGUGUCACUUCUAAUUUUAUAUUAUUGUAGAAAAUUCAUUGUAUGAAUGUUCUGAGUUCCAUGUUGACAAUGAUGUAUUUAUGUAGAUUUUCUUUAGAAGUACAUUUUUGCAUUAUUCAUAUGCUUCCCAGAGAAGCUCACUUAGUUAGAAAAUAAGGCAAGUUUUGAAGCCUGCUAAUAAUCUAGGUGAAGACCUAAUCAGAAAAUUUAAGGUCGGUUUGCUUGCCUUUUAUUCUUCUAUAGGAAGGACUAUUUAUUCCAUGAUAAAAAUUCAGUGUAUUGAUUAAAGAUACAAGUAGCCCAGUUUGUAUUUGCAUUCCUCUUUAUUUCCAAAAUAAAAUGAGGUCUUUUUUUUUUUUAAUGAUUUUUGUCCCUAUUUAGAGCUGUUAUAUUAUUUGUCCUUAUCAUCCAAGAUACAGGUGUCAUUUAGCUGUUUGAUUAUUCCAAGACCUUUUUCAGAAACUGAGCCUGUUUUUAAUUAUUCAGAAGGACAGGAUCUAGUAUAGACUUGAUUCCUGCUUUUUUGUACAUUAAAGCUGCCCUAUUUCUAAGGGUAGGUGUUCUUGAGUAUUUGCUUAAAAUAAGACUGCUAGUGAUUCCAUUUCCAAGUUACUUGAAAAAAAGUUAUUCUGUAUAUACAUUUAAUUUUGAUAGCAGUCUACCAAGUGGCUGCUAGUAUAUGUGAGACAUAUUUUAAAGCCAACUUUGUUGCCUUAUCUUGAAAAGAAUUUAAGUAGCUGCUUUCAACAUGGGGUGUUAAACUUUUUUAGAAUGUCACAGCUCAGCUGUGAAUAAUAGUGUAAAGAUUGCAAAAUCUUUAUAUUCAUUUCAUUUCAGCAGCAAUUCUAGCAAAUGAAUGAGUAGAAGAAUAGAUCGUUUUCCAUUCACCUUCUUUUCUAAUUAAGGAAAAGGAAAAGAUCUCUAGCCUAGGAAAGGAAGAGAAAGUCAUGUCAUAAAAGUAAUAAUCUCUAAUUUUUUUGUCAUUUUCUUUUUGCUACACAGAGAAUUGUUUACUUAGAAACAAAUAGAAGAGUGGUGUUUGAGAGAUUUUAAUUAAUUAUUUAAAGAAAGAGGACUAUAGUGCAAGCAAAUUGUUCAUGUUACCAAAGCAUUAUUUCCCUGGUAUUUAAUUCCAAGUUUCUGGCAUAUAAAAGGAGGCUUUACUAAUUUAAGAUAAUAAUAAUUUCACAUCUUGGUGUGUGUCCAUAUUUGUAGAAUGUUGAGCCCCAUUUGAACGUUGUACUGUAUGCAGUUUUGCAAAGAAGUGAAAAUAACCUGUACUUUUUAUUCAAAUCUGUAUAGAUUAUCAAAUUAUUUUUAUUA
This is a messenger RNA of Condylura cristata (star-nosed mole), 3536 nucleotides long. It is a transcript of the gene SLC19A2, whose product is annotated as solute carrier family 19 (thiamine transporter), member 2. Lineage: Eukaryota; Metazoa; Chordata; Mammalia; Eulipotyphla; Talpidae. Gene Ontology annotation, cellular component: plasma membrane. The record is from RefSeq and is a predicted model, not a curated record. Gene Ontology annotation, biological process: vitamin transport; transmembrane transport. Bases 155 to 1648 code for a protein of 497 amino acids. The transcript is spliced from 6 exons. Gene Ontology annotation, molecular function: vitamin transmembrane transporter activity.